CAUCAGAGAAACGCAACGAAUGGCGUAUUUCAGUUUAAUCUUGACGUGUGACAAGCAGUGUAUCGAACAGUGUCGAGAGAUUUUCGAGAAGUGAUCGUUGCCAUCGACGAGAAACAUCGUGCAGAUUGUAAUAGGUUGUAAAUUAAUUGCAACGCACAUGACUCGUGAGAUUCUAGUGUCGAUAUAAAAAAAGGUGCAAAACGCCGCGUUCGUUACAUCGUUCGAACGUGAAGCGUAGAUUUUCUCUUGGUCAAUAACAAAAUUUGAUAGAGCUAUGAUGACGAAUCGGACUUUAUAUGUAAAACUUCGAGGUCAUCAUUUGACAGGCAGGCCUUCGUCAUCGAUUACAUUUGGAUCUAUUUUUUUUAUUCUGAUAUCCUUGUCCUGGUUCACGUGCGUUGUAAACAGUGCAGAUACUGACCAUUGUAUCUGGUAUGGGGAAUGUUAUAAAGAUAUUUAUACACAUAUCAAGAACUGCCAUUACACUGGUCCUGCUAAACCGUUAGAUAAGGAAGGACAAAAACUGCUUGCUGAGCAGUGUCCACAUUUAAUAACUGAUAUAAACAAGGAAACAAAUACCUGUUGUGACAUAAAACAAUUACAAACAUUAAAACAGAAUAUAAAACUUGCAGCAAACUUUUUGAAACGCUGUCCUAGCUGUUUAGAUAACUUAUCCAAACAUUUUUGUGAAUUUACUUGUAGCCCUCAUCAAAGCAGUUUUAUAAAUGUUACAGAAACAUUAAAAGAUAAUGGUAUUGAAUAUGUAAACAAAAUAGAUGUAUAUAUAUCUAACAAGUAUCUAGAUGGAACCUAUAAAUCUUGUAAUAAAGUAUCAGUUCCAAGCACAGGUCAACUUGCUUUGGAUAUUAUGUGUGGGGAAUGGGGCUCAAGCCGAUGUUCUCCAGCAAAAUGGUUUCACUACAUGGGUGAUGCUUCAACAAAUAGUUUCGUUCCCUUUCAAAUUACAUAUAUUGAUACAGAUAAUCCUAUUGGCUCAUUUAAACCAAUGAAUCCAGAAAUUACUCCAUGUAACAAAUCAUUGAAUGAGCAUACUCCAGCAUGUAGUUGUGUAGAUUGUGAAGAUAGCUGUCCAGUUCCACAACCAGUUCCAUUACCUCUAAGGCCAUUCAGUCUUUUUGGUUAUGAUGGAUAUGAAGUUACAAUGAUAAUUAUAUUCAUUUGUGGAUCAGCUAUUUUUGUUUUAUUGGAAGUUUGUUUCAGCAAUCGACAAAAAAUUGUUGCACGAGGGGAGGAGGUAGGAAGACAGGUUGGUAGGCGCCUGGCAGCUGGUUUACACCACCCAGGAGAUGGUGCUCGUAUUGCCCUUGCAGCUGAUCAGGAAGACAGUCCACUACAAUCUAAACGUUCCAGUGUUAUAUCAGCUGAUGAAUUACCUACUGGCUUUGAAGAUACACAAUCUACUUUUAUUGAAAGAUUAGGUGCAGGCACUGAUAAAUUAUUACAAGAAUUUUUCUGUUGGUGGGGUACAGUUUGUGCAUCACGUCCAUGGUUAAUACUUUUUCUUGGAUUUCUUUUUAUUGUUGGUUUGGGACAUGGAAUAAAGUAUAUGAAUGUUACUACAGAUCCAGUAGAAUUAUGGGCAUCACCAUAUUCGCGCUCACGUAUUGAGAGAGAAUAUUUUGAUGAACAUUUUGAACCAUUUUAUAGAACUGAACAAAUUAUUAUAAGUACUUUGGGUUUACCUAAUAUCGUACAUAAUACUUCUAAUGGUCCUGUAACAUUUGGACCCAUAUUUAAUAAAAAUGUUUUCAAAUAUGUUUAUGAACUGCAAGAAAAAAUUAAGAAAAUUUUGACUCCUAGUAAUUAUACUUUAAGUGAUAUAUGUUUUGCACCAUUAAGAAAUGCUUUUACUGAUCAACCAACAGUAGAAGAAUGUGCUAUUCAAAGUGUUUGGGGUUAUUGGCAAAAUGAUUUAGAAAAGUUUGAUAUAUCAACUCUUGAAGAUAAUUAUACUGUAAAUUACUUAGAUCAUUUUGUGAUGUGUUCACAAAAUGCAUACAAUCCUGAUUGUCUUGCGCCGUAUGGUGGGCCAAUUGAUCCUGCUAUUGCUGUAGGUGGCUUCCUUUCGUCAGGACAAGACUUGCAUAAUGCAUCAUACGAAAAAGCUACAGCUGUUAUUCUUACUAUUCUUGUAAACAACUAUCAUAACAAAACAAAAUUACUGCCAGCUUUAGAAUGGGAGAAAAGUUUCAUCGAUCUUAUGAAAAACGUAUCAGCGAAGAUACCAUCUUAUAUGGACAUAGCAUAUACCUCUGAAAGAUCGAUUGAAGAUGAACUAAAUCGUGAAUCUCAAUCAGAUAUACUGACUAUUCUUGUUUCUUAUAUUAUUAUGUUUGCAUAUAUUGCAAUCUCUCUUGGUCAAAUUAGAACUUGUAGUCGGCUUUUGAUUGAUUCAAAAAUUACACUUGGUCUUGGAGGUGUCUUAAUAGUUUUAGCAUCUGUUAUUUGUUCUGUUGGUUUAUUUGGAUUUGUAGGCAUUCCGGCAACACUUAUCAUAAUCGAAGUAAUUCCAUUCCUUGUACUUGCCGUUGGAGUUGAUAAUAUCUUUAUUAUGGUACAAACACAUCAAAGAGAAAGUCGAAGACCAAAUGAAACAGUUCCGGAACAUAUAGGUCGUAUACUUGGUCAAAUUGGACCUAGUAUGUUACUUACAAGUGUAUCAGAAAGUUGUUGCUUUUUCCUAGGUGGAUUGUCUGAUAUGCCUGCUGUGAAAGCUUUUGCUCUUUAUGCUGGUAUGGCAUUAUUGGUGGACUUUAUUUUGCAGGUCACAUGUUUUGUCAGUUUAUUAGCUUUAGAUACAUUUAGACAAAUGAACAAUAGACUUGAUGUAUGUUGUUUCAUCCAUGGUUCAAAGAAAGACACGGGUGAAGAAGUGGUAGAUGGAAUUUUAUAUAAAAUAUUUAAAGUAGCAUAUGUUCCUUUAUUAUUAAAAAAAUGGGUACGCACAUCUGUAAUGGUGAUUUUCUUCGGUUGGCUUUGUACCAGCAUUGCAGUUGUACCACAUAUUGAAAUUGGUUUAGAUCAAGAACUUUCUAUGCCUGAAGAUAGUUAUGUACUGAAAUACUUUAAAUUUUUGAAUAAUUAUCUGUCAAUUGGACCACCGAUAUAUUUUGUUGUUAAAGAUGGUUUGAACUACUCUGAUACACGCCAACAAAAUUUAGUUUGUGGUGGUCAAUAUUGUAACAGUGAUUCAGUAUCUACCCAGAUAUUUACUGCAUCCAAACAAUCAAACAGUACAUAUAUAGCAAAACCUGCUUCAUCUUGGCUAGAUGAUUAUAUUGAUUGGUCUCAGUUAACUGGUUGCUGCAAAUAUUUCAAUGCAAAUAAUUCUUUUUGCCCACAUACAGAUAUGUCCAGUCAUUGUUCUAUAUGCAAUAUAAGUGAAAAUGAAUAUGGUAGACCAGUACCAAUGGAUUUCCAAAAAUAUAUAUCAUUCUUUUUAGAAGAUAAUCCAGAUGAAACUUGUGCUAAAGGUGGCCAUGCUGCCUAUGGGCAUGGUGUAAAUUAUAUUACUGACCCAAAUUCUGGUUUAUCUACAGUAGGAGCAUCCUAUUUUAUGGCCUAUCAUACAAUUUUAAAAACAUCUGCAGAUUAUUAUGAGUCAAUGAGAGCAGCGCGACUAGUUUCAGCAAAUAUAACAAAUAUGAUUAAUGUACAUCUUACACGUCUGGGAGAAAAUAGAAGCGUAGAAGUUUUUCCCUACAGUAUCUUCUACGUAUUUUAUGAGCAGUAUUUAACUAUGUGGCCAGAUACAUUGAAAAGUCUUGGCAUUUCUUUACUUGCCAUUUUUGUUGUGACAUUCUUAUUGAUGGGUUUAGAUAUUUUCUCUUCUUUGGUCGUUUUGAUAACAAUUACAAUGAUUGUGGUCAAUAUUGGAGGAUUAAUGUAUUGGUGGCAUAUUACAUUAAAUGCUGUAUCACUAGUAAAUCUCGUAAUGGCUUUAGGAAUAGCUGUAGAAUUUUGUAGUCACUUAGUGCAUUCAUUUUCCGUAUCUGUUAAAACAACUCGAAUUGAUAGAGUGGCUGACGCUUUAACAAAUAUGGGAAGUUCUAUAUUUAGCGGUAUAACACUUACCAAAUUUGGUGGUAUUAUAGUACUUGGUUUCGCUAAAAGUCAAAUAUUCCAGGUAUUUUACUUUAGGAUGUAUCUGGGAAUUGUCUUGUUUGGCGCUGCACAUGGUUUAAUAUUCUUACCAGUGUUACUUAGUUAUAUUGGCGUGAUGUCACGCCGAGGGGCCAGGACAAUCCACCACUGCUCCAACAGGUCUAAACAUAAUUCUAGGAAUCAGAGGUGUCACAAUGUCAACUCUCCUCUUCUCCAAGACGAUAUCUAUCAACAACCAACCACUUCCUACUCCAGUGUGAAUGACAUCGAUGCGAUAAACCAUCAUGUGACGUUUUAGCGUUAAAUCGUUGUCAAUCAAAUUAAUACAAUUUUUAUAUGUCUAGAGACUGAAACAAAAGUAAGGCAACAAGAAUGUUUGUUUUCUUGUUAGAAAAUGAGUUAUUCUUUCUUAAACAAGUAGGAAGACAUUUGUGUAAGUCUCGUCUUUAAAUUAGAUUUACAUACUAAUUUUUUUAUAUAUAUUAUCUUUUCCGUGGAAGCUAUGCCUUAUAAAUGCGGCGAAUACAAGCAAAGAACGUCAAUAGUGAUUAUUUGUAGCAUCGAAAUUGAUGAUUUAUUGCUAUUUAUUAUAUUGGCAUUUCGUAUUUCUAAAAAGAAAAAGAAAUUCAAAUUUACAUAUUUAGAUUUUUUUUGGCUUUAAAUUAUUUAUUUUCUGCAAGAUUUUAUAAUUUCUUUAUUUUAUUAAACUUAUAGGUAAACUUCCUAUUAGGGUAAUUUCAAUACUUACAUAAUUCGGUUAGUAAAUGACCUCUUUUUAAAGGUUCCAUUUUUAUAGGAAUCUAGUCCUUUAUUAUCGGGCACACAUGAUUUACAUGCAUUUGUAUUAAUUUUGUUAUUGUUUAUUUAGAGCAUGGUAGGAUUUGCAUUUCUUAUAAAUUGUGAGGCUGAUCAUAUAUUCUGAUACUGAUGUUACUUAUAUCAUUCAGAAUAUGCCUAAAUUUUUAAUUAAUUAGAUCUAUAGAUAGUUAUUGGUACAUAUAAUUAUAUUUUCUAAUAUAUACAAGUAAUAUUAAUACAUAUGUUAAUAUCUAAAUUAUUAUUUUAUAUUCAAAUAACGUCGAACAUUAAUAAUGUCCACAUCAUUUUGUCCAAAUGAAUGUUGCCGUCCGUAAUUGAAAUUAUUGGAAAAUUAAUUAUGAAGCAGUUUUUAAAUAAAUAAAAUCGUGAAAACAUGUUCUUUUAAAAGGGUAUGAAAUUAUCGGCGCAUAUAUUUUUAUUUAAUUAUAUUAAUAAAUGUAUUGUAUCGGUAUCAGUAUAUGAAAAUCUGUCUCACAUUUGUUUCUUUUGAUCUUUUACAAACUGAAAGAAUUAUUGAUUAUACAAAUAGUAGUAUUUUUAAUUUGCAAAAGUAUUUUGUAUCGGAUAUAAUGUUAAGAGUAAAUUAAAUUAUUAUUCUCAUAGUAAAUAAAUGAGUUUUUAGCAAAUUUAGGCAACAUGAUUGUAAUACAUAAUUGGAGAAAAGGUUAAAAAGAGAUAUACCAUGACUGCGCUUAUAUAACGUAUAUGAUUUGUCUGAAAUCAUUAUGUCAUUAUAUUUUUUUACAGUCGAGGUUAGUUGUUUACUGUAAACAGUAUAUCCGAUCUACUUUAAAUUUCUAUAAUAGCUUUCAUCGAUAAUAUGUAAUGUGUACUAUUUCAUUAAUGUGAUUAUUGGUAUUAACGUGUACGUUUUUUAGCAAGUAAAUUUAAUUACUCACUUUAUAGAUAUUCUGUUUUGCGAUACGUAGUAUGACUUAUUGCAGUAUUGUUUGGUUGUAAAUGAAAAAUUGACGAAUGAAUAAUUAAUCUUACACGAGUA
Messenger RNA from Vespa velutina, 5944 nucleotides. RefSeq names its product NPC intracellular cholesterol transporter 1 (gene Npc1a). Gene Ontology annotation, cellular component: membrane. The transcript has 19 exons. Gene Ontology annotation, molecular function: lipid carrier activity. NCBI's taxonomy places the organism in Eukaryota, Metazoa, Arthropoda, Insecta, Hymenoptera, Vespidae. The record is from RefSeq and is a predicted model, not a curated record. The coding region runs from base 275 to 4423 and encodes 1382 amino acids.